Molecule: messenger RNA, 1368 nt
Organism: Erythranthe guttata (spotted monkey flower)
Lineage: Eukaryota; Viridiplantae; Streptophyta; Magnoliopsida; Lamiales; Phrymaceae
Product: Pseudouridine synthase family protein
Biological process (GO): enzyme-directed rRNA pseudouridine synthesis
Molecular function (GO): RNA binding; pseudouridine synthase activity
Source: RefSeq, a predicted model, not a curated record
CUGCCUCCCUCCCCUCAUUUUUUCUCUCAACGGAAACCCCAACUUUUUACGAGAAGAAAAUGGUCUCGUUCGGCGAUCCCUGGCCGGAAUUCAACGACGGCAUAUACUACCGUGACCUCCUCCGCCCCUCCGAUGACGGUGCGACACUGAUUGAAUUCUACUCUAGAAAGUACCAGAGUUCAGCCCCUUUACACGGUUGGUUGCAGAGAAUUCACAAUAAGCAGAUAACUGUCAAUGGCGGUGUUGUGACCGAUCCCAAUACAAUUCUCAGGGGAGGUGCAGAAUUAGUUUAUCAUCGGCUUCCUUGGAAAGAGCCGGAUGCUCCACACUUGGUGGAAAUUCUAUACGAGGAUGACGAUGUGAUUGCUUUGAAUAAACCCUCGGGAUUACAAGUUCUACCUGGAGGGUUAUUCCAGCAGCGAACUGUCUUGACACAGCUCCAACGACAUGCAGGCGGAUGCCAAGAGCCUCAUCCUGUUCCAGUUCAUCGGCUUGGAAGAGGCACAUCAGGAAUACUACUUUGUGCAAAAACGAAGCUCGCAAAAUCUCGUCUGGCAGCAUUUUUUGCUGAUGGGACAUCAGUUGUUGGGGUAUGUAGGGAAAAUGAUCAACAGCAGAAAUCAACAAGAAAUAUAACAAAACUAUAUCGAGCCCUAGCAAGUGGGAUAAUCAUUGAGGAUGAGGUUGUCAUCGAUCAACCCAUUGGGCUGGUCAAAUAUCCUGGAGUUGCCAAUGGGUUGUAUGUUGCCUCACCUUCAGGGAAACCUGCUUGGAGCAAAGUAGUUGUUUUGGAGAGAAACAUGCUGAACAAUUCCACAUUGGUCCAGGUUGAAAUUCAAUCUGGGAGGCCACACCAAAUACGCAUUCAUCUUUCUUUCAUUGGGCAUCCACUGAUAGGUGAUCCUCUUUAUAGCACAGGUGGACAACCAAAGUGCUCCGAUCAUGAACUUGUAGAUCAAAGUUUCGCUGAAGACGGAGGAUAUGAGAGGCCUGAAAAACCUGUUCCUGGAGAUUGCGGAUACCAUUUGCAUGCACAUCGUGUACUGUUUACGCACCCUGUAUCUAAUGAGAUAAUUGAAAUCACUGCUCCUCUACCAUCUAUUCUACGACGGACGGUAGACGUAAUUGACUAGUGUCCUUUACGACUUUUGUUUGAUAAAUUUAGUUUUUAUUGUGCUUUCUUUCUUUCUUCUUUUUUUGUUAUUUUUGUAAAAUUAUAUUUAUGCAAAGGUCCAAAAUUUAUACACAUUGCUUUACUGCAUAUUUUUCCACAUUAUAUUUAUGCUUUUUUGGCAAAAUUUCAACGGAAUCAUGUCGUCGAAAAGCCGAAUUUCAUGAGAAAAAGAUAAGAUGGAGAACUUUUUUUAA